CCUUCUUCACCACUAACCAUUUUCCCCAUGUGGUUGUCGACGGCGGUGGUUUCUUUAAACUGAAAAGGAAAGUAAAGUAUAUACAUAAUAAAAUGGCAUCAAAUGAAUCUGAAACUAUUCCAGAGGAAACUAAAACAACUAGUACAGACCAGGUAAAGACUACUCCAGAAAACACGGAAGCUAAGAAUGCUGAGAAUGACACAUCAGCUGAACCACUUUCAGAUUUAGAUAAGAAAUUAAUUCGGCAAAUCGAAUAUUACUUUGGAGAUGUUAACCUUCCAAGAGAUAAAUUUUUGCAAGAAAAAAUUCCCGAAGAUGAUGGUUGGAUUACACUUGAAUGCUUAACAACAUUCAACAGAGUGAAGAAAUUAUCAACUGAUUUAGCAGAAAUUGCAAAGGCUCUAAAGAAAUCAGAUAGUGGACUCUUAGAAAUAAAUGAUGUUGAUUUUAAAGUCAGACGAUCACCUGAUAAACCUUUACCAGACCAUUCUGAUCCAAUGGUUCGCAAAGCAUCCAAACUAAAAACAUUAUAUAUGAAAGGCUUUCCUGAUACGUACACAUUAGACAACAUACAAGAAUUUUUCGAUAAACUUGAAGUGAAGAGUAUUUUCAUCAAAUUACGUACAAAUGACGAACGCAAGUUUAAAGGAUCGAUAUUCAUUGAAUUUACGACACAAGAGGAAGCUGAGAAACUUCUCAACGAUAAAGAGUUAAAAUGUGAAGACCAACUCUUAGUAGUCAUGACAAGAGAUGACUAUUUCAAAAAAAAGAAUGAAAGUAGAAAGAAUCCUGAAGAUGAACAAAAAAAUGCUGAAGAAGACAGAAAGACACAUAGAAAACCUGGAUGCGCGCUUUAUUUCAAAAAUGUGGGAGAAGGUACAAGUCGAGAGGAUUUAAAGACUUUGUUUGGCGAGCACGAGAAAAUUGCAUGGGUGGAUUUCAACAGAGGAGAGACAGAGGGGUUUGUUCGUUUCCAUGACGAAGGAGCUGCACAAAAAGCAAUCGACGCUGUCAAAGCAGCAAGUGAUGGGAAAAUUAUGAUAAACGGUGUGGAGUCAACGCUUCGAGUUAUAGAAGGAGAAGAAGAGGAAAAUUAUUGGAAGAUGGUAGAUGAAGAUAUGAAAAAGCAAAGACAAAACAGAGGCGGUAGAGGGCGUGAUCGUGGGCGUGGUAGAAGUAGAGGUAGAGGUGAAAAGAAUUUUCGACGAAAACGCCAAUGGGAAGAUGGUAAAAAGGAGGAGUCUGGAGAACAGGCUAACAACGAGCAUAAGCGUUUUAAUGAUGAUGAAACUAAAGCAACCGAGAAAACAUUAGAAAGUGAUGCAAAAAAGGCGAAAGUUGAAUCAGAGCCUUAAAAUGUUACAUGUUAUUUUGUGUUAUUGUUCGUCGUGAAACAAGAGCCUAGCCCUUGACUGUAUUCGUUGUUUUACACCAUAUUUUUACAUUUUAGUGACGAAAAGGAAUAAUUCUUAUA
Messenger RNA from Hydractinia symbiolongicarpus, 1474 nucleotides. Its product is annotated as lupus La protein homolog B-like. The transcript has 13 exons. Bases 93 to 1355 code for a protein of 420 amino acids. Gene Ontology annotation, molecular function: RNA binding. The record is from RefSeq and is a predicted model, not a curated record. Gene Ontology annotation, biological process: RNA processing; positive regulation of translation. Lineage: Eukaryota; Metazoa; Cnidaria; Hydrozoa; Anthoathecata; Hydractiniidae. Gene Ontology annotation, cellular component: nucleus; ribonucleoprotein complex; cytoplasmic stress granule.